Elgaria multicarinata webbii is the source of this 4585-nucleotide messenger RNA. RefSeq names its product Yip1 domain family member 6 (gene YIPF6). Gene Ontology annotation, biological process: endoplasmic reticulum to Golgi vesicle-mediated transport. Lineage: Eukaryota; Metazoa; Chordata; Lepidosauria; Squamata; Anguidae. The transcript has 7 exons. Gene Ontology annotation, cellular component: membrane; trans-Golgi network. The coding region runs from base 26 to 730 and encodes 234 amino acids. The record is from RefSeq and is a predicted model, not a curated record.
GUCGGUGCUGGGCGGCGGAGCCAAGAUGGCGGCGGCCGAGGAGGCGGCGGGGGGCCCCGAGGGAGCCACGAAGCCGCUGUUUGCAGGUCUUGCAGAUGUGUCCAUAUCAGAAGAUAUUCCUGUGGAAGGAGAAAUUACAGUUCCUGUGGGAGCUCAUUCCCCUGAUGAAGACUACUCCACGCUGGAUGAGCCAGUUAAGGAUACAGUUAUGCGAGAUCUAAAAGCUGUUGGGAAGAAAUUUAUCCAUGUCAUGUAUCCCAAAAAGAGCAGUGCCCUUCUGAGAGACUGGGAUUUAUGGGGACCAUUAAUCUUGUGUGUGUUACUUGCACUAAUGCUUCAGGGAGGCGCAGCAGAUAAAACAGAAGACCGAGGGCCUCAGUUUGCAGAAGUGUUUGUUAUCAUUUGGUUUGGAGCAGUUGUCAUUACACUAAAUUCCAAGCUGCUUGGAGGAACCAUAUCUUUCUUUCAGAGCCUUUGUGUUCUGGGCUAUUGCAUCCUGCCUUUGACAGUGGCUCUGUUGGUCUGCAGACUUGUGCUGAUGGCAUCCCCGAAGCCUGGUACCUUCAUUGUGCGCCUCUUGGUAGUGAUAGCGAUGUUUGUCUGGUCAACAUUAGCAUCAACAGCCUUCCUAGCGGACAGCCAGCCUCCAAACCGCAAAGCCCUUGCUGUCUAUCCCAUCUUCCUUUUCUAUUUUGUUAUCAGCUGGAUGAUCCUCACCUUUACGCCGUAGCAACCGUGCAAUCGACAGAGACUGAAAAACUGAAUGAAGGUGGCUUUUGGCAUUUUUGUGGAAGUCCCUUUCAGUAGUUAUUCCCAUGUUGUCCUCUUAAUUUAUCUAUCCAUAUUUAUAGUGUGUUUUGUGAAAAGACGGGGCAUCCCCAAGCCCAAGGCCGAGGGAUGCACUGAAUGUCACCAAUGUGAUUCUUGUUCUUCAAAGAGCACUACUGAUGUCUGUUUUAUUUUGUCCUGCUGCUGUUGUAAAUGUCCACUAAAGGGCAUGUCUACCCUGUUUUGAAGAAUGCUAGUGAUAGAAGAUAGCUAAAUAAACUCCUAUCUUGGGCCUCAAGACUAUUGAUAAAUGGACAUCAGAUACCCAAAGUCAACUAUUUUAUUAGAAUUCCAGUCCCCAGUUGGCACUUUGUGUUGAAUAGAAUGUUGCCUUACAUAUUUUAAAAUAUGUGUUGACUUUGAAUAGGAGAGGCUUCCAAAAUUCCAUGAGUGGCACAGGGGAGAAAGCUGGUUGAAAUUUGUUCAAGGGCCUUGUCUUUCCCUUUUCUUUCCCCCCCGUCCACUUCCCAUGGUACACCGCAAGAAGAGCCAAACGCAGUUACUUCUCCCUCGGUCAAGUACAUCAGAAGUUUGCUCCAGAAGGCAUGAAUGCCACCUGAGUCAAAUGUAUUCAACAUGUUUCAUGCGUUGCAAUUGUAUGGGGAACAAUAUAUUUUCCAUCUGACUCAUGGAGAAACUAUUGCGUGGAUUGGACAGCUCAGUUUUCUUUGCUGAUCUGAAUGCAGAGUAUCAAAUCGGGAGAAAAGCUUCAGUGACCUAGGAUAUGCUUAAAUAAGCUUUGGCACAGGAGAUAUUGUCCUGCAGAAUGCAUAAGCCAUGGGCUCAAAUACUUAAGCCAUGGAGGAAUGUUGGGCAAAAUAGAAUCUCAGCCUUAAAAAUGGUUCUGGUGGCUUGGAAGUAUCAUGAGGGUCUAAGAUCCAAUCAUUCUUCACUGAGAUGGUUUUUCUAGCAGAAAUGCUUUGGCUUGGUGCCUGCAUCCCUAGGUCAGUGUCCUUAAAAAUGGCAGACUUCCUAUGUCACCUCUGUAGGAAAAGAAUACACGUUUGGUUACAAAAUGAGAAAACCUUUUGUGCAGCAAGAUACUGUGUGUACACAUUGGUAUAUGCCUGUGCUGUAUCUUCCUACUCCUAAAUGCUGAAAUCAUUGCGAGCCCUUCAGAAGACAGAUUGCUUUCCCAAAGGGAUUGUUCCUGUAACCUGCUGUUGUCAAGGAUCAGGGCAUAACAGUCAAGGCAGGGAUGGGCAGCGGUCGACCCUUUCACAAAGUGCAGCUUAAUGCAAUGUGAUAAUUUCUGAUAAAUUUUCCCAUUACGGGGGAAAUGGGCUUGAGAUAAUGUACUGUAUCCCUUGUAGCCCUAUACCUAAACAGCAAAAACUAAAUAAAUAAAUAAUGGCUGUGUAUAACAUGCAGGCUGCUUUCCUGAGUUCACUGCAAUUGCAUACACACACACACACGCAUGCAGUUUUAAACUGGCAUUUGGUUUUCCUUCCUCCCUAAUCCCAAACCCCAUAUUGUGCAUCUGCCUCCUUCCGUAGCAGCUGAUGAUAUCAACAGUGAUAGUUCAGAUCAGAGAGGCUGCUUUGCUCUCCUUGCUGUGCUUGCUAUGUAAUGUGGAAGGAGCAGGUUGGGGUGAGACAAGUAUUUAUUUGUAUGCAAAAGGUUAAUGCCCCAUGUUACUCUCAGUAUCUACCCCUGAAAACUUUUUGGAUUAUUUCUGUUUGACAGGAUUCCAUCUGCUCUUAGAAAUUAAACAGGGCCGGUAGCUGUGAAUUGUAGCCAUGUAGUAGAGAACUGACCUUGCGGAGUAGAAGGCAGCAGACUCUGAUUCCGACAAAUAAGGGCUUGGGCAGCCCCAGAAAUGUCCUUCUAAGCAGGAGUUUGGAGCAGCCUUCCCCUACUGAUGCCCUCCGGGUAUGCUGGACUACAACUCCCAGCAUUCGCGACCAUUGGCCAUGCUGGCUGAAGAGCAUGGAAGUCCAAAAUAUCCGGAGAGCACCAUGUUAGGGAAGGCCAGUUUAAAGAGUAACAACUCAUCUGCACAAAAACUCCAAGAGAUCGGAUCCUCUGGAAUGGGCCUGCCCUGAAAGUCACCUUUGGAGAACCAGAAUGAGUUCCCCUUCAUAAUGAGAUUUUAAAAAUACUUCUUUGUGUCUUAUGUGCAUUGUAUAGAGAGUGAUCCACAGGGAGUCAGUAAAAUUAAACUGCCAAUUUUGUGUUGUACAUAAUCUUAAAAGGUGGCAAAUCUUAGCUUUGCACUUUUAAGAUGGCUCGUCUUAUAUAAUUUAAUACUGUUCCUUAGGUUUGGCCUGGAGAGUAAACAUAGAAAUGGUUUACAUAGUAUUUUUAAAAUCAGUUUAAAGGAACAGCAACUGAUUGGUUAAGAUAUGAAAUAAUUUUGCUAUACUAUGAUAGUAAGGACUUGCUAGGUGUGUAUAGGUACUGCCAUCUUUCCAUCAUGAUGAAGGCUCCAAGCAGAGUUACCGGCUUGGAAUAUUUCUCACUAGAUCUCUCAGUGUAUUGGCCGUCUGACUCUUGCAAUAAGAUCAGCCUUUGUUUCCUGCCUGUAAUCUGCCACACGCUUAAAGCCAAAACUUCAAGGAACAGAGCUGUAUAUUUUUUAAAGUGUGUUCAGAAGAACCUUGUUCUUCAAGGUAAGGGAGGAACUGUUGUGAAUGACCUCUUACUUUAUUGACAAAAGGAGGCAGCCAGCCCUGGCCAAGGAAGUUGUGAUGUGUGGUCAAUCCUAUCACAUUGUCUUUCUGUGUGGCACCAGCUUUUUACAAAUGGGUCAGGAGACUGUUGAUUGCUCUAUAUCCAAGUGGCUAUCUUUCCAGUAACUCGGGCAGUAACUCUUGUACUUGCUGAUUUUGAGGAUUAGGGUCAGAAAAAGAGCAGACAGUGUACAUGUUCUGUCUCUGCUGUGGCCGAAGUAAGCCAUAAUUUGGAAGAAUUGUCCCAUCUGUGUAUAGUGACUCACGGCUGGUCAUCAAGUUGUGUUAAGUAGCUCGAACUUCAUCACGUUUGUUUUAUUUCAGUUUUAAUGUUUUCUAACAAUGAUUCUAAUGUUAAAUGGACCUAUUUACAGAUCCCUGGGCCACUUGGUUCAGUGAACUUGAAGGAUGGGAUUAUACGAUUGGCUUUUUGGCAGUUCCACAUACAUUACAAUUUGCACAUACUUCAGUAUGCAAAUCAUUCUCAGACACUAGAAAUCUUACAUUUGAGCCCUGCCCUUAUACAGGAAUGUCUGGCAGAUGCUUAAAAUCCAUCACAAGGCAACUGCAAAAAGUCACCUCUUGGUAGAGGAAGAAAACAAGUGGAGACAAUUGAUCCUGACUGGAGCUCAAUCUAGACCUGCCCAUGCUGUAAUGCUAUGAGAUGUAGACCCCGGGAGGGUCAGGGGUGGCACUCUGGGAAAGGAUGGAGGAAACGAACCAUUCUACGCGACACAGUUGGGUGCAAUUUUUGUUCUCUGAGCACAAAUACAUGAUUUAAACUUCAUGACAGAGCAGCAGUUGAUGUUGCAUUGGGAAGAGCAAAGGUUGAUCAAGGAAUUGGUGAAGAUAAGAACAGAUUUUUGCCUUAGCAAACCUGUGGGAUGCUCUUGUUUUAAACCAACAUCUGAUUCAUGUUUUAUUUAAACUGCUAUUCUGUCACGGGCUGUGUCAUUUUCUUCAAAUCUUGAUUUUAAUGUUGGUCUUGUACAUAAUUUCACUGCUAAUCUGUGUGUUUGGGGUGGGAAAUAAAACAUGUAAAUUAUUUAAUUGUAAACUUUUAUAAAUUAAAAUGUUGAAACAGG